AUGAGUUCACGGAAUCAAGGGGAAGUGCCCUUGGAAACAAUGGUUAUCCGAGCACAAAGUGAGUCGGUAGAGACUGCGGCUGAGUCAUCAACGCCACAAGAGGAAGUACAACAACGAAAGAAAUACAACAUGCCAGCGGGAUUUUGCCAAUAUGUAGCGGAGAUGCAGCGAAAUAAAAGAGCUUUAAACAAAUUAAAAGUGACGACCAUGGACGACGGAUAUCGAUACGAAAUGCAAGGCGACAAAAAGGGAAGCGAAGAAGAAACACUCCGGCUUUUGCGUCAUAAUUACAAUCUGCUACCUGCCAAAAGAAAGUUGGAGCUGGAAUUGAAAUACCGCAGUCAAAAGAGCUCAUCAAAACGACUACGUAUGGAGGCGACAGAAGGUACAUUUGCUGGCACAUCCACAUGCAGUGUUGUAUGCAUGUCACUUUUGUCUACAUGCUUUCACUACAUCAGACUUGCUGAAUGUUCACGACUGCAAGGAAUUUCGAGACUGAAAAAAACGCACAAAAGUCACUUCAACUGCCUGCGAUGGUGGAAGCUCGAGUAUUCGUGUGUUGUACCGAUUGCGAAGAGUACCUUCGUUGUCGAUCGAGUGAAAUCGAAAGUCUUCAAAAAUUUGUCGAAGAGCAUUUGG
Messenger RNA from Mesorhabditis belari, 639 nucleotides. NCBI's taxonomy places the organism in Eukaryota, Metazoa, Nematoda, Chromadorea, Rhabditida, Rhabditidae. The record is from the annotation of a GenBank genome assembly.